Molecule: messenger RNA, 3618 nt
Organism: Triplophysa dalaica
Lineage: Eukaryota; Metazoa; Chordata; Actinopteri; Cypriniformes; Nemacheilidae
Product: zinc finger protein
Exons: 7
Coding region: 135-860 (241 amino acids)
Molecular function (GO): nucleic acid binding; zinc ion binding
Source: RefSeq, a predicted model, not a curated record
UCAAGUGCUCGGGAAACUGUUCUUCUGUUUGAUCCGAGAGUAAGUUGGAUACAGGUGCGAUCUAACUGCAACUCCAGCGGAUGAUCGCGGACACGUAUCUGGAUUAAAGUAGAUCAUAUCUGAUCAAGCGCAAGAUGAAGUCUGCUGCGGCUGGUGAUGAAGCACUCUUCACUGAGAGCUACUGUAACAUCUGCAACGCUCAGCUGAUCUCUGAGUCUCAGCGUGUGGCACACUAUGAGAGCAAGAAGCAUGCCAACAAAGUGCGUCUAUUCUACAUGCUCCACCCAGAAGAUGGAGGUCCACCAUCCAAAAGAUUAAGACCAGACAAUCCGGACAGUGCCGAGAAUGAGGUUGACAGAAACAAAUGCUGUACACUCUGUAAUAUGUUCUUCACAUCUGCGAUUGUGGCUCAGUCGCACUACCAGGGCAAGACGCACGCUAAAAGAGUCCGCUUGGUGUUGGGGGAGACUCCGAGUCUGCCGACACCCACAGAUUCGGCUCCGCCCACCCCACAGCCCACAGAUCCACCCACAGAUCCGCCCACAGAUCCGCCUCCCCCCUCGUGGCCCCACCUAGCAAAUCACGGUGAAGCGGGCAAGUACUGUUGCCUAUGUGGCGCCUGGUUCAACAACCCGCUGAUGGCACAGCAACACUACGAGGGCAAGAAGCACAAGAGAAAUGCGGCACGGGCACGACUACUGGAGCAGCUGGCCGGCAGCCUAGAUGCCAAUGAAAGCACAGGUCUGCGUCGGAGUUACUCUUGCAGCGUUUGUAAAGUGGUCCUGAACUCCAUCGAGCAGUAUCACGCACAUCUCCAGGGUUCCAAACACCAAAACAAUUUGAAACAGCAUCAACAAUGAAGAACUUAAAACACUGUAGCUGAAACCGAGAGUGUUGUGCGAGUUUACGGAGCUGCACGGACUGAAACUUACCGCCGGAUCAUUCGAUAUCUGAGGUUCCUCAGCACUCAAUUGUGUUUUGUAUUCACAAUCAACAGCUAAAAGACUGAUCUAUUUUGGGAAUAUCAUUGAUUGUUCCCGAGCAAAAGGAUGUCUGUGGUGUUGAUGUGUGAAACUAAUGGAACAAAACCAGCGAUCUUCAUGUAACGUUAGCACACCAGCCUGAAUCCACACGGAAUGUGCCAGCUACUUUUAUUUUUGCCUUUCAGACUCUCGUACGCAGUGGCCUGUCUUCAAAUGGGUCAUCGCUGCUUUGGUUGUUCACUUUAGCAUGCCGAUGACAGACAAAUAUCAAAUAUCAUCAACCUUUUUACAGUGACUCUGUUCUGGAGAUUUCUCACUUGUGCGUGAACGCUGCCAGCGAGGAGUCGAUUCAGCUGCCUUCGUGUGAAUUCUGUCUUGGCUGUUGUCGAGCGGCACAUUUUCUGCGCCGUUUUUCAAGGCUGAACUCAAUUCGUGUUUAUUCGCACCUCAGCGUCGUUUCUACAAGAACAUUUCUGCAGUCUUAUGCUGCUUAAUCGUUGAUGUCAAAUGGAAUAUACCAUUAAUAUAAAGGAGUCCAGAUGCAGCGUGUAGACAUUUGUCACGGUGACUCAAUCGUUGAUAAGUGAUUCAGGCACUGAGCUUCAUCCUAAUCUAUGCCAAAAUGACUGCCUGUAACACCCGAGCUCAGUGCCUGCUGUCUGAAGUAUGAAUGCUCUUCAUGUUUGCUUUCUUCUGAUGUGGCGUAGGAAUCGCAGCGUUUUUGGUGUAUUUGUUGUUUUACGGUAGCUACUAAAGUACGACCUGGGGCCUCAUUUAUAAAUAUCUCUGAUCAUGUUUGAAUUGUUCCAAAAUCAACCCUUUCUUUGUGACAUGAUAUAAAGCAAGUGCAAUAUGUUUUUACAUGUCAGCGUGUCGUUUGACUGAAAAAGGAUGCUAUUAGGACCUACUUUCCAAUUUGUAAAUAUAUGAACAUUUGAUUUAUCCCUUUAUUAAUCCCUUUACAAAUGUUAAGCACUUUAACAUCAAAUCCAUGAAAUUUGGUUUGUAUGUAAAGAGGCAACCAUAUGUUAAGACUUCUGAAGCCAGAAGAUAGCUGUGAUGAACAGAUCACAAUUUAAAUCACUUUUUUAAGUGAUAUUGAAGUGUUUUAUUGUAAAAUGUUUAUUUCAUUUUAUUUUUAUUUCAACCAAUGGUCAGACUUUAUACUUUCAACAAUCCAGUACAUUUUCUAAGCCCCGCCCUAUGUUUUUAUUUCACUAACCAUUUUACUCAAAUAUGAGCACUUCCUUGAAAAUGUCAACCUUACCACAAAUUUUUUAGUUUUUACUAUGGUUUGGUGGUUCAAAUACCCAUGUGAGAUCUUCUCUUCAAAGCAUUUGUUUUAUUUUUAGUGCAUGAUCUUUCAUAGUCAGGUAAUUACCAUUUGUUACCAGAUUGUCACAUCCAUAACGCUGCAUAUUCCUCAUAAAUGGACACAUGAAAUUUCAUAUAAAGUAACAAUUUUAUGUUCUAUAAAGAGGCAUCUCUUCUCCAUUCAUUGAGUAUUAUUGCUUUAAGAUUGUGCAUUUUAUUUGAUAGAAAUCCUACAAAGUUUACUGUCUCCCAAAGACCGCAUCGAUUUUUGUCAUAACACAUGUUUAUUUCCCUUUUUUUAAAUAUCAUUUUUUUUCAUAGACUUACAUUUUUUGAUGUUUAGACUCUAUCAACAAGGGUUCAGUAAAAUAUAAACAAAUGGUUCAAUAUAAUUGUAACAAAUUAAUUCUCUGAGCAUUUUUAUGUCACAUCCAUAAUGCAAAAUGUCACUUUCAUAAUUCUGGAAAUGCCCGUAUACUGUACGUCACAAUAUGAAAAACGUUUCAUGCCGAUUUUAAGUCAUUUCUAGCAUAAAAUCUUCACACCGUUAAAGUUAACAUAAAUUACAUUGCAUGUGCAUUUUAUAAAUGAGGCCCUUGUUCUGAAAUUCUGUCAGAAUUUGUGACAUUUAUGCAAAACAGUAUCAUGGUAGCGACCAGGCCAGAUGUUUUAAAAUGGCAUGGUUGAAUAAUGCAAAAACUAGUUUUUGUAAAUAAUCGAUACUGAAUAAUAUUGUUAGUAAUACUUUUAAACUAGGAUUAUUAAUAUUGUGGAGUAUUUACUUGAAGAUUUUGUGUGCUGCUUGAACAAUAAGUGAUUGAUUUUGCUUUGAUGAAAGACAUCUGUUGACGAGAGCACACAUAAUGAUGUCAGUGUUUUUAGUGCAAUGACGUCCUUUACAGAAGACGAUAUUUGUAUGACAGAAACAGACAGGAUUAUACGACUUGUCUUGUGUUGUGGUUUCCUAUCACUGCUUUGCCAGAAAUGUCAGAAAGCUGCCAAGAAUCAAGGCAAUAGACACAAAACUGAGUUCCAACACAUACAAGUGAGAGUCAUGAAGUGAUGCAGAUAUUUGAGAACUAACUCAGGCUGUUUAGAAGUGUCUGUUUGUAUCAGUUCUUGUCUCAAGCCUUUUACUGACCAUGUGAACUCAAUUAUCAGUCUUGCUGUCCAUAAAAUGGAACGCAGUUUCAACUACAAAUGGAUGAUGAAUAUUUUAUGGUUAUAUGCUGUGGGCUAAAAUAAUUUAUUUAUUGUAAAAAAAUAUAUAUUAAAUACAACAUAUGAAAGCAUAUGUAUGUAAAUCUACGUUUUUUUGUGA